UUACAAAUGAGAACAAUAGAAGCAGUCAGGUCAACAAGCGAACAACAACAGUAUACAAGUAUCAUGAAAAUGAAAGAUACAAUGAAAUCAGAAAAUUCAGUAGAAGAUCAAGAAUCAGAGUACAUAAAAACAUAUGUGAAAGUCAACUUCUGUUUCAGUAGUCUAGCGUAUACAAAUGUAUAAAAAUCUGAUGUAAUUCAACGGAGGCGUUGUUUGACUCUAUGACGACUUCCGGCAAAAAAAGCACCCGGAAACAUUUUGUUGUUGCAGUACGCGGAGACGUUGCCACAAGUUUUAUUCGCAGCAUAUAUAUAGUUUAUGUUGUGAGCUGGCACCAUGAUCAAUAGAUGGUUCUUUAUCUGUGCGUUUGCACUGCUGAUAAAUAAAGUCUCUCUGCAGGUCACAGUAGAGGGUUUCAUCAGUGGUUCUGUUGUCCUGCCGUGUUCUUCAACUGAACAUGAUCUUACACUUCAAGAUACUGAUGUCCAUUGGAGAGACAAAGACAGCAAGAUUGUGUUCGAUAUAGUUAAGGGUGAAGAUUCAAUAGCAGAACAAAACUCACAGUACAAGAACAGAGUUGAAACUUUCCCUGAUGAGUAUAAGAGAGGAAACUUCUCCAUAAUCCUCACCAAUCUUCAACACACUGAUGCAGGAGAGUUCAGUUGCUUCAUCACUCCCUCAGAUGAACAGAAGACUGUGGAGCUGAUCAUCACAGGAUCAACAGCAGAAAAAGGAAAUAACUUAUUUACUAUCUGGAUGACGAUAUUGACCUGUGUUUUUCUCUGUUACUUGCACCAACUGUUCUGUCUGUAACCUGUUUGAUUUUUAAAUGGAGAAAAGAGCUCAAGCUGCCUCAGAAGGAACAGUGGCAAACUUUGUUACAUUUAGCUAAA
This is a messenger RNA of Carassius auratus (goldfish), 893 nucleotides long. RefSeq names its product CD276 antigen homolog. Gene Ontology annotation, cellular component: external side of plasma membrane. The record is from RefSeq and is a predicted model, not a curated record. Gene Ontology annotation, biological process: positive regulation of T cell proliferation; negative regulation of T cell proliferation; immune response. Lineage: Eukaryota; Metazoa; Chordata; Actinopteri; Cypriniformes; Cyprinidae. The transcript is spliced from 4 exons. The coding region runs from base 337 to 813 and encodes 158 amino acids.